Molecule: messenger RNA, 174 nt
Organism: Cuscuta campestris
Lineage: Eukaryota; Viridiplantae; Streptophyta; Magnoliopsida; Solanales; Convolvulaceae
Source: the annotation of a GenBank genome assembly
GAAAACAUCUACGACGAUGACAAAGUAGACAACUCAAAGGAAAGCCAAGAUGAAGAAGUAGAGCCACCCGUAAACGAGGAACAACCACAAGAGGAGGAAACGCCAAUGCCAAGGGCAUGGAGGACUUCAAAGAACCAUCCUCUUGACAAGGUGAUCGGUGACAUCAACCGAAAG